Linum tenue is the source of this 952-nucleotide messenger RNA. The record is from the annotation of a GenBank genome assembly. NCBI's taxonomy places the organism in Eukaryota, Viridiplantae, Streptophyta, Magnoliopsida, Malpighiales, Linaceae.
ACCCUUAGUCACCUGAUGUAAGCCGUCGGACUAAAAGACUAAAACCUAAAAUCCUAAAACCCUAACCGGAAAUCGCUUGCUUAUUCCACGAACACAGAAGGGUUUUCGUUUCUUGGCGGUGCAUCUGACAGCCGCGGGAUACCGGUUUCAAAGCCCUAAUCUUCAUUCAUCCCAACCGCCAUCGGCAAUCAGGUCCAAUUUGAAGUUCUUGCUGCUCUUUCUGCUUCUGCAAGUAGCAGCUGUAUCGGGCGAAGGUUUCUCAGCGCCAGCGUCUUUGUUGUUUCAGGUUCUAAUGGCUGCCAACAAUAGCCCUCUCCCCGCUGGUGUGACCAAAGAACAGGCCUUUGGCAUGGCGGAGACUGAGAUGGAAUACAGAGUGGAGUUGUUCAACAGGCUUUCACAGACCUGCUUCAGCAAGUGUGUUGACAAAAGGCAUGUUUCCUCUGGUUUACAUCUCUAUUUUUAUGGCAGUCGGUACAAGGAGUCUGAGCUGAACAUGGGCGAGAAUAGCUGCAUCGAUCGCUGCGUUUCAAAGUAUUGGCUGGUGAACGGUCUAGUAGGUCAGAUGCUAAGUGCUGGUGGUCAGCGUCCCAUGUGAAAUGCAGAGCUUAGCUUGAUUUCUCUGCGUCUUGGAAUGUUGCAAGGGUACCAAACCAUUUUGAGUCUGUUCACUAUGGGAACUAAUGUUACCAUGCCAAACAAUUCUGUGCUAAUUUCUGCUUAUAGUAGAUAAUAUCCAUUUUUCGUGUUACCGGCAUGGUGCGGGUUGUUGUUAUCACUUAUCAGAUAAUCUCUGCUCAGGGGAAUUGUCAAUAAGGUUCAGAUAUAGUUUAGAUAUAGUUUAUAAAGGAUACUCAAUCUUAUUUUUCCAAAUUAUCUUUCAUUUUCCUGAAAAUUAUUUUCAACAAUUUAUUGUUUGACUGUAGCAUAUUUUGGCCUGAACUAUGACCAU